GACUCAGUCUCCGGCCACUCGAUAUAAGACGCGCCGGUAUCUACGAGAACGCAGUUCAUAUCAAACCUCCGUCUUGUGAUUACAGUGGUUAGGUACGCGAAUGUUUGUCAACGGCGGCGUCGACGCUAUCAGUAGUCGAUUGGACAACAUCAAUUUAAACUAUACAACAAUGCAACCCAAAGCUGAAAGACCGCCGGUGUGCCCGAAAACGAAGUUGCCCCUGCUGCAUCUGACGCCGUCAGAGAAGAAGGCGGACGGCAGCCCGCACCAGGGCGCCAACGACCCCUGGCUGCUCAGACCCAACCACGACAUCCCGCCUACUCCUCCCCCGCAGGAUGAGCCCAUCCAGAUGUACCCCGAGCGAACCGGGUAGCUCGCAAAACGAACGAGCAUUCUCGAUUAUGAAUAUUGAUCAAAAUAUAUUUUCAUAUGGCAAGUUGCCAACGCGUCGGAGACGGACUUUUAUACAAAGGCGUGUAAAAAUAAGCCUAACUCCAUUUUAUUGAGGAACUACGUAAAUACAAGUGGUGUCGGGACAGGACUUUGACCGCCGGAUCCACAGUGGACCUCAUGUUGCUCAAAUGUGUCAAAUGGUACUGGUACUGGUACU
Messenger RNA from Cydia amplana, 610 nucleotides. RefSeq lists its product as uncharacterized. The coding region runs from base 101 to 373 and encodes 90 amino acids. The transcript has 2 exons. NCBI's taxonomy places the organism in Eukaryota, Metazoa, Arthropoda, Insecta, Lepidoptera, Tortricidae. The record is from RefSeq and is a predicted model, not a curated record.